CCAGGGCGGAUGAGGGUAUUGGGUCAUACGUGGGCUUACGUAAAGUCUUCAAAGGCAACAUGAAGCCCCGUAAGUCCGAAGGUAACUAUAUGGUUGAGCAGGAUCUUUUGCAUCGUUUUCCUUCCCUAGCCUUUUGCAGCACCGAUUAUAUAGUGAAACAUGGAUUGGUUUUCCCACAUGCACCGGGAGAUGUGGUGCAUGGUGUUCUCCUCCUUCCCCAUCAGGUCAAGGUCAUCGUGACUUUGGUGCUUCUUGGAAUGGGUGAAUAUCCCAAUCCUUGUCCGACUGAAAACAUAGAGACUGUCGCAGAUUGCGAGGGGAGCUUCGUCGCAUGGCCAAAGUCAUUAGUGGGCCUUGGAAAUAGAGUUGUGUCAGUGGCUGACACAAACAUCUUCUUUGCCUACCAUCAGCGCCAUUCUCAAUCCCAAGUGCAUGCUCUAUCCGGAGGAGACAGAGCUGAGGAUGCAUCCGGAGAAUAUACGCGAGUUCAUGCGAUGGGAGGAGGACCGGCCUUAACCACUGUCCGUAUCGACGUCAAGUUCAUCAUCUGCAACCUCUCCGACCACGAUCGUCUCAAGAUCGGAGCGAUCGUGGCCCUCGAGAUCCUCCGCUUUCGCGACAUCGUCCUCCUCAACUGCACCGAGAACAUGAACACUGGCAAGACGCACACCUACUUCUCGUCCCUUCCGCGGAUCCUCCCACGCUACGACUACGUCAUGAAGGCAGACGACGACGUGUACCUGCGGAUGGAGCGACUGGCGACGUCCCUAGAUGUCGGGGUACAUGCGGAUGUACUACGGUUUCGUCAUCCCCUGCCCCAGCAUGAACCCUUUCGUGGGGUACAUGUCGGGGAUGGGGUACGUGCUGUCGUGGGAUCUGGUGGAGUGGAUCGGGCGGUCGGGGAUCCCGGCAAACAACACCCGGGGGCCGGAGGAUAAGCUGGUGGGGCAGUGGUUGGACGCGGGGAAGAGGGGGAAGAACCGGGUGAACAACAAGCCGGCGAUGUACGACUACCCGGGGAGUAACGGGAAGUGUUCCCACCAGCUGGUCCCGGACACCAUCGCCGUCCACCGCCUCAAGAAGGUGGAGCAAUGGGUGCAUGUCUUGACCUUUUUUAAUGUCACCCCGCCACCACUCUAAUCAAAAGAUGCCGAUUCAUUGGUUUAUG
Molecule: messenger RNA, 1168 nt
Organism: Cuscuta campestris
Lineage: Eukaryota; Viridiplantae; Streptophyta; Magnoliopsida; Solanales; Convolvulaceae
Source: the annotation of a GenBank genome assembly